GUCCGUCUCUUGGGCAUGGUCGGGUUGCGAGCAGUUGCGGCGAUCAUGCUGCUAGCUGUCAUCGGAAUGGUGGCAGCAGCUCUGAGCCGGUCGUUCCACCCCGCGGCGCUCGACUUCGAUCCUGUCAACAGGGGAGUGUACGGGCCAUGGCGUCCGAUGAUUAGGAGGGAUCCGUCCCAGGGAUUCAUCCGACAUCACGUUCUUGGUAGCCAGAUGUCAGAGCAGGGACAGGCCAUGGCGAAGAAGUCCCUGACUGCGGCUUAUGGCCAUCAAAAGUUUUGAGAUGCACUAAAGGGCCUAGCUCUACUGCCUCAGUCUUAACAAACCCCUUGAAGC
This is a messenger RNA of Guillardia theta CCMP2712, 336 nucleotides long. RefSeq lists its product as hypothetical. The transcript has 4 exons. Lineage: Eukaryota; Cryptophyceae; Pyrenomonadales; Geminigeraceae. The coding region runs from base 16 to 282 and encodes 88 amino acids. The record is from RefSeq and is a predicted model, not a curated record.